UAGGAGGGGCUUCUAAACGACUAGAAAUGUCAAUCUGAGCAAGGGAGUCCCAAUAAUCUAAAGCAAUCUGUAAGGACCUGACCUUAGUCCAUCCAGAUCAAUAGGGAAGUGAGGGUGGAAAGGAGAAGAAGAGGAAGAAAUAAGGGGCGCAACCGGAUCGUUUACACUGGCUGUUCCCGAGGAAAUAUAGACUUCCCUUGCCUGCACCUUUUGUUGCUCACAUGCUCACACUGUAAAAGUGGAUAUCGAGGCAAUUCCCUUGCUUUGUGUGAUUGCAGCAGACUUUUUUCCCUUUUCCUACCACCAUGUCUUUCCCUCAGCUGGGAUAUCAGUACAUCCGACCGAUAUACCCGCCGGAGCGCCAGGGGAUCGCCAGCAAUGCCCGAUCCGGGACAGAGCUGAGUCCGUCCGGCGCACUCUCCAACGUCCUCUCCACUAUGUAUGGAUCUCCUUUCGCCGCAGCAGCGCAGGGCUAUGGAGCGUUUCUCCCCUACUCAAACGAUAUAUCAAUUUUCAAUCAAUUGGGUGCUCAGUAUGAACUGAAAGACAGUCCCGGUGUCCAGCACCCAGGGUUUGCCCACCAUCACCCUGCUUUUUACCCAUAUGGCCAAUAUCAGUUCGGUGACCCGUCCAGACCCAAAAACGCCACCAGGGAGAGCACCAGCACCCUGAAGGCCUGGCUCAGUGAGCACCGCAAGAACCCCUACCCCACCAAGGGCGAAAAGAUCAUGCUGGCCAUCAUCACCAAAAUGACCCUCACCCAGGUGUCCACCUGGUUCGCCAACGCCAGGAGGAGGCUAAAGAAGGAGAACAAGAUGACCUGGGCCCCCCGGAACCGCACCGACGAAGAGGGGAAUGUUUACUCCAGCGAUCACGAGGGGGAGGAGGGAGACAAGAGGGAGGACGAGGAGGAGAUCGACUUGGAGAACAUCGACACGGAAAAUAUUGAGAACAAGGACGACUUGGACGACCAGGACGACCUGCAUUCAGAUAUUAAACUAGACGGGAGGAGUGACUCUGAGAUUUCUGACGGCUAUGAGGAUUUACAAGGGCCCGACCAGAGGUUUCUAAAGGCUGUGGGGAAAGAGGGCAAAGACGUGGAGAGAGGAGGAGAGCACUUCCACAGCCACCACCAUCACCACCAUCAUCACGCUUCUUUGGACACCAAAGCGUCCCAACCAAACGGAGAGCAGCUCAAACUGAACCCAGUGUCCGUUAGCUCGCCGCCCUCAGAAAACAAUCCUGCCCCAGCCCAAAAGCCAAAGAUCUGGUCUUUGGCAGAGACAGCCACGGCCCCUGACAAUCCCCGUAAAUCGCCACAAAUGAACGGCAGCAACUCCGCAGGGCCGGCCGCCCAGACCAUAAUCGCCCCUCACAGACUUAUCUCUUCUUGUCCCGUUGGGAAAAUCCAGAACUGGACGAACCGAGCCUUCUCGGCGCAUCAGCUGGCUUUACUGAACUCAAAUCAUUACCUGGGACUGGCAAACCAGGCCACCGCCACCGGCCUGGCCCUCUACAGCAGCAGGCAAACGGAGGACAAGAGUCAUAGUUCAGAGACUCCAGUCACAGGCCACACAGAUGAACAGUGUUACAAUGUUAUAUCUUACAGAAUACAGUGUGUGUGAUGUGUGUGCGUGUGUGUGUGUGUGUGUGUGUGUGUGUGUGUGUGUGUAACUGCUUUGAAAAAUGUCCGAGAGGAUAAACGAAAAACCUCGUCAGAAAGCAUUUAAGAAAAAAGUCUAAUGUUGAAUUGGGUGAAAACUUGUUCUUAUUUUUGUGCCCCCCCCUUUUCCUUCCUUUAUUUGGUAUUGUUACAUCCAUGUGAUAUUAAGGCCCACGUGCUUGUAUUCAAUGGUUUACUGGUUUACAUAAAUCCCACAACCAUUAAAACCAACUAGUUUUUCAACACUAAAUUCACUGAAAGCCAGGAUGGGCUCCGAUUACAGGCAGUUAAAUUAAAUCAUUUUAAUUUUCAUUGCCACAAUUUCAGAGAGAUCUAGUGCCUUGGAUGCAGAGGAAAAAAAAGUUGUUUAAAAGCAGCUUUCAGUUCAAAGAAAGUGAGGCUGUCAGUUAAUGACAUCUGGGAAUUUUUUUUUGAUGCCAUAUCACAUUUUCUUUUUUAAACGCCAUAUUUACCCAAAUUAGCUUUUAUUCUAAGAUUUGUUUUAUCCCUGUGUGUGCGCUUGUGUUAUUUCGUCAAGGCCUAUGUUACACUUACUUGUUUGGUCAUGCAAAUGAGCUCAAUGCAAAUUCACUACAGGCUCGUUUUUGAAAGGCAAUUGUCACUUUUAUAUCACUUUGUGUUUUAGCUCUUCGUGAGGCUAUUAUUAGUGUUUUUUUGUUUUGUUUUUUCGUUUUGUUUUUUUGGAUCACUACAAUUUUUUUUUCUUUUACCCCUGUGUAUUUCAGGCCUCAGAACCAACUAAGCAGCGGUGGUUCUUUCGGCUCCCUCCAUAACCUCUCACCCAUCCUCUCUUUUCUUUUUCUUUUAAUUUGAAUAUGGAAUGUAAAAUAAGAAUAAUACAUCUCUGUAUACUUACAUUGUAAGCAUGUCCUGUGUAAAACUGCUAAUGUAAUAAUGUAUGAACCUGUAGUCUGUGAGUUUUUUUUCUUUUUGUAAGUUCUGUGAGGAUUUGAUGUUCAAAUGUUUUGUAUAUAAAGUUAAGAAUAUGUACAUACUUGUGAACCAAAUUGUACAAGAAAGUCUAUAUUUUGGCUAAUAAAUGAACUGCUGCAACUUUAA
Molecule: messenger RNA, 2743 nt
Organism: Dicentrarchus labrax (European seabass)
Lineage: Eukaryota; Metazoa; Chordata; Actinopteri; Moronidae
Gene: irx3a
Product: iroquois homeobox 3a
Exons: 3
Coding region: 306-1625 (439 amino acids)
Biological process (GO): cell development; neuron differentiation; regulation of transcription by RNA polymerase II
Cellular component (GO): nucleus
Molecular function (GO): DNA-binding transcription factor activity, RNA polymerase II-specific; RNA polymerase II cis-regulatory region sequence-specific DNA binding
Source: RefSeq, a predicted model, not a curated record